Messenger RNA from Polyodon spathula (Mississippi paddlefish), 3922 nucleotides. Its product is annotated as 5-hydroxytryptamine receptor 1B-like. Gene Ontology annotation, cellular component: plasma membrane. The record is from RefSeq and is a predicted model, not a curated record. NCBI's taxonomy places the organism in Eukaryota, Metazoa, Chordata, Actinopteri, Acipenseriformes, Polyodontidae. Gene Ontology annotation, molecular function: G protein-coupled serotonin receptor activity. The transcript has a single exon. Bases 614 to 1777 code for a protein of 387 amino acids. Gene Ontology annotation, biological process: vasoconstriction; chemical synaptic transmission; regulation of behavior.
CUUCGCAGGUAUUGAGAGAGCUUUCGCUUCCAACACACCAUGGACUAAAAGAAAAACUUGUUUCUAUAAACACACAACCACACAGAACUGCGAACCAGUGUGACAAGAAGGAUAUCUUUAAAUAACGAAGACAUCAGUAAAAAGAAGAUAUAUCAUUGAAUUCAUGAAUCCAUAAAGUGUGCACAAAUGGCGAAGAGUCUUCAUAUACUACAAACAAAUGAAAACUUCAUGAAGUAGCAAAGACCAUGCAACGACUUAGCAAUGUGUGCUCGAAACACCGUCACUGGAAAUGCUAUCAUAGAAAAACACGUUUUUCCUGUGAAAGGAAUGGAAUUCUCAUGACUGGAGAAGUAACCCGCGCUACAUUCAUUAAAGUAAGGUAAACGUUUAUAGUUUAUACUGAGUCUAAAUGAGGGAAGUGUUUGUGAAUAUAUUCAAAUAUGUAUGUUGAUGAAUCGCUAACGGAUCGAAAACGUUAUGCUGCUAGCUAUUUAAACCGAAUUAUUCUUUUGUAUGUGUAUAACACGUCAGCAAACUAAAAAAUAGAGUUCGUUUUAAAACGAAUACCAUUUCCCCCAGUUAUGAUAGAAGCGAUAGAGGUUUAAGUUUAGGAAUGGAGCAGUCCAGUAAGUUUAAACCAAUGCCUGUCUUACCCGACCAGUCUUGGACAACGAAUGCAUUUAAUCACACAAAUGGGAAUAACAGUAAUGACACUAAGGGAGACGGAGUCGGGGACUUGGCUGUUCAAACCAGUUUAGCAAUAACUCUAUCACUUAUAACUCUCGCUACAAUGUUGGCCAAUGGAUUUGUGAUUGUUACUAUUUAUCAAACUAGAAAGCUACACACUCCUGCAAACGUCCUUAUUGCUUCUCUGGCCGUCACAGACCUUUUAGUAUCCAUUCUGGUGAUGCCUAUCAGCGGUCUCUACACAGUGAGUGGCACUUGGACUUUAGGACAAAUCGUUUGCGACAUCUGGCUGUCCUCAGAUAUCACAUGUUGCACUGCAUCCAUACUUCACUUGUGCAUAAUCGCCUUGGACCGGUACUGGGCAAUAACUGAUGCUGUUGAAUAUUCCAAGAAGAGGACCCCGGUAAGGGCAGCCGGGAUGAUUGCAGUAGCCUGGGUCAUUGCGAUCUCCAUAUCGAUGCCGCCUUUGUUCUGGCGUCAUGCUAAAGCAGAAGAGGUCAUUUCAUGCAUGGUGAACACUGAUCACAUUUUUUACACACUUUAUUCCACCUUUGGAGCCUUCUACAUUCCGACUUUAUUGCUGCUUGUUCUGUAUGGGAGGAUCUACGUGGAAGCCCGAUCUAGGAUUCUAAAACAGGCACCGAAAAAAGCAGGCAAAAGACUGACAUCAGCGCAUUUACUCGCCGAUUCCCCUGGAUCAGCAGCUUCAACGACGCUCCUGACGUGCAGAGCACAAGAACCCUCCUCUGGUGACACCGGCGCCCCAGUGUGUCUAAACCAUCACGUCCAGGUGACCGUGUCUGAUGCGCUUUUGGAAAGGAAGAGGAUCUCGGCUGCUAGGGAACGGAAGGCCACUAAAACUUUGGGUAUCAUUUUGGGAGCUUACAUUGUGUGCUGGUUGCCCUUCUUCAUUAUAACCCUGGUCUACCCUAUUUGUACGACUUGCUGGUUCCACCCAGCACUCUUUAACUUUUUCACCUGGCUGGGUUAUGUAAACUCUUUAAUUAACCCUAUCAUUUACACCAUGUCGAACGAGGAUUUCAAACAGGCUUUCCAGAAACUAAUGCGCUUUAGAUGCUGCACCUCGUGAUAUGCCCUUGUAGAUUGAAGUCGACUGAAAAAAGUUGUCUUUUAUUUCCGUUUCUAAAGGUAAUCUUUACAGCCGCUGCAGUUAAAUAAUGUUUCAGCUCUUUUGCAAGCUGCUCUUGGUAACGCGCGUAAGCAGAUAACCCAAGCAACAUCUGAAUCGUCUUACUCAUUUCAAUAGAAAUAACCUAUCGGCAAACCGUUCGGUGUUUCAUUUGGAGUUGAACGAGCAUAGAGACUACAUAUACCAUCGCAAUGUCUCAGCUUUGUGAUACAACUUACAGUCUCUUUAGAAAUUUGUGCUCUUGGAAAGAUUUAUUUGGACAAACUAAGAAAAGUAACUGUAAACGCAAAAAUGUAACAGUAGGAAAACCAACAUUGUAUUGUUUUUAUAAUUAAUGAUGUCAACAUGCGUGUCCCAUGCUUACUGGAACAAUUGUAUUUAUUUCCAUGUGUUGAUGUUUGAAAAGGUCUUAAAUUAUAUUUUGGUUCCUAAAAAAAAGAAGGUGUUUCCCACUUUGCAGGCCAGCUAUGGUAAUACGAUUUACCUCAUAAUUAAUCGUAUUGUGUAUGUUUUAUUUUAGUUUUUUACAUUUCUGAAUUGUUUUAGAGUAUGAGAUCGUCCCUCUCUUAUGAAUGGUUUUAAUGAAAGCACCGCCGUUUUACUGUAGUAUGCACAAUGCUGUGAGCGCGUUGUAUCAGUACAAACACAACACAGCUACUGCAAUGUAUUUAAAAAGACUGAAUACUUACACUUGAACUGCACGAGGCGGAAACAAAGUGGGCAUUGAUGAUGAUUGGUGUUUUAUUAUUGCUGUUUGGAGAGACUGUUUUACAAUUGUAGUAAGGUUUGGUUAUUGGAUUUUUGGUCUCAGACAUGUUAAUAAAUUAACAGUAAUACUAUAUGAUUUAUUUGAAACAACAUGCAGCCAUUUUAUUAAUCCAAAAAUAUAAUCAAAAAAGGUAAAGGUCAUAGCAAAUGUAGUGACUUGCAGAGCCACAGUGAAGAUGACAGAAUUCUGGGUGUUGAAAGAGGUGAGGGUGACUCAUGAAGUUUUAUGUCUGUGGUCCCAGAUUGAAUAUUCUUGGAAAACAGUUAUUGAGGGUGUUGCAAGAAUGUCUGUGUGCAAGAGCAGCAUCAUCUUUCCAGAAAACAGGUGCCAGAAAACAAACAAAAUAAGCUUUGCUCCUCUGGGAGGAACAGGGAGGGAGAUACAGCACCUUGUCCAGUUUGUGAGGGGAUGGUUUGCCACAAACCACACAAAACCAACUCUUAUGGAAUAUCUCAAAGUAUGCAACUUUAUUACGUUUAGGACUAUAUAUAUCCCUUUUUGUAUUACACAUAGCCUUACUGAAAACUGAACCCUGUGCAUAGCAGUUGGAAUAUUUAAGUAUCAUAGCUUUUGCUGCAUUGUUAAUUGUCAGGUUCUUUCUCCAGAGCAACCUAAAGUACAUCACUCUCACUGAGGUUACACCUGUCUUAAAACCAAUAACACAUGACCAUAUAUAUUGCCAAUGGGCACCAUUAGGGGCAUAAUUCAACUGUCCUUGGUAUCAAUAUUCAGUAUAUAUUUUUUGAUGAUAAAACACUAAUCUCUUAAUCAUGAAUAUUCCUUUGUCUUGUUAAGAAAAAUCUCUGCAAAAUCCCAGAACAAUGCAAAACAUCAAAAUACAUCAAAAUAUUGAAAAGACUUGUGACAUCAAAUUGGUAACUGCAAUCAAAAGCGAUUUUACAGUUUUUAUUUUGCACAGAGAAUUCUGCAUACACUAUAUACAGUGUUUACUAAACAUAGAAAGAAAAUGAUAUGCCAUUAUUAUUUUAUGCUGAACAUUCAGGACUUCACUGUGUAUAAAAUGGAAAUAUCUGUUGUGCAAUGAAUGCUUUAAUGAAUACAAUAUUAAAUAUUAUAAUUCUUUACUAUUGUACUUUCUGUCCUCUUGCCAAUCAAAACGCUUUAUUUUCUUGGUUUUUUUUGUUCUUUUCAGUGCCUUAGCCUUAUUGAUGUUACUAGUGUCUGCUUUCCUUUCUGGAUAACUCAGAAAACAGAUAGAUGUGUCAGUGGUCAAUCUUUUAGGUAGCAUUACAAACCUGACAGCUUUUAUUUCAGACAUUCUGCUGCAUAACUCCUUUUCAUGUAGGUCAGGUGCU